Messenger RNA from Pseudoliparis swirei, 696 nucleotides. It is a transcript of the gene smtla, whose product is annotated as somatolactin alpha. Gene Ontology annotation, molecular function: growth hormone receptor binding; growth hormone activity. Lineage: Eukaryota; Metazoa; Chordata; Actinopteri; Perciformes; Liparidae. The coding region runs from base 1 to 696 and encodes 231 amino acids. The record is from RefSeq and is a predicted model, not a curated record. Gene Ontology annotation, cellular component: extracellular region. The transcript is spliced from 5 exons. Gene Ontology annotation, biological process: growth hormone receptor signaling pathway; positive regulation of tyrosine phosphorylation of STAT protein; response to nutrient levels.
AUGCACCUUGUUUCAGUCAUGCAGCAGGGUGUGUGGGCUGUGAUGCUCUGGCAUAACCUCCUCGCAUCGAGCAUCCCUCUAGACUGCAGGGAAGAGCAGGGUAUCCUCUCCCGCUGCCCUUCCAUCUCCCAAGAGAAACUUCUAGACCGAGUCAUCCAGCACGCUGAGCUCAUCUACCGUGUCUCGAAAGAAUCGUGCUCUUUGUAUGAGGUAAUGUUCAUCCCGCUGCCUUUGCAGUUCCAGAGGAACCGAGCUGGCUCCGCGUGCAUCACCAAAACCUUACCCGUCCCCAGCUCCAAAAAUGAAAUCCAACAGAUAUCUGACAAAUGGCUGCUCCACUCGGUGCUGAUGCUGGUCCAGUCCUGGAUCGAGCCUCUGGACUACCUGCAGACCUCGCUGGAUCGCUACGACGACACUCCCGAAACGCUCCUCAACAAGACCAAGUGGGUGUCUGAGAAACUGAUCAGUCUGGAGCAAGGGGUGGUGGUCCUCAUCAGGAAGAUGUUGGACGAGGGCAUGUUGACCAUCAACCACAGCGAGCAAGGCCUCCUCCCGAAUGACGUGCAGCCGCAGAUGCUGGAGUCGGUGAUGUGGGACUACGCCUUACUCAGCUGCUUCAAGAAAGACGCCCACAAGAUGGAAACUUUCCUCAAGCUCCUCAAGUGUCGACAAACCGACAGAUACAACUGCUCAUAA